AUGGCUCAGCAUGAAUCCAGUGUCGGGAAUCCUUUGUCGGUCAACAAGCCACGGUUGCAAAACCUUGCAACACAGCUAGAUGCAGCCCGUGGGAGAGACAUGAUGCUUGUUUAUGAGUUCAUCCCAAAUGGUUCGUUAGAGUCCCACCUGCAUGGAAGGGACACAGAAACUAUAGACUGGGAAACAAGGAAGAAGAUUGCUAUCGGCUCCGCAAGAGGAUUGGAAUAUCUUCAUGAUAGCUGUAAACCCAGAAUCAUACACCUUGACAUCAAACCAGCCAACAUUCUUCUUCUUGAAGAUUUUCAGCCAAAGGUUCUGCUAUAUAUAUCGUUGGAACUCAGAUGUUUAGCUCCAGAAUAUACUCGAGGGAGAAAAGCCACUGAGAAGGCAGAUGUGUUUGCCUUUGGUGUUGUGCUUUUGGAGUUGAUCACAGGACGAAAACCCAGUGACUUCACAGAUAACACGUCAGAACCUGAACUCUUAGCAGUCUUGAACUCGGAAGAUCGAAACUUUGAGGCUCUUGCCGAUCCAAGGUUGCAGAACCAUUACAACCCGGAAGAGAUGUUUCGAAUGGUUUCUUGUGCUGCCAGUGGCAUUCACCAGUCCUCCGCGCGUCGUCCUCAAAUGAGCCAGGUGGCUAUGGCUUUAGAAGGAUGGCCUGGCCUAGAUAAUGACCCGACCCAGAACAUCGCCCCUAGACGGUGUUUGGAUUUGCUUUUUGAAGACGGAAGUGUACGAGGAAAUACAAGGCAGAAAAAACAAGCAACCAAUAAGAGAAAAACUGAUCUCCCGUAUCCGAGAGAAGAAUCUGCGCCGUGGCCUCAGGGCCAAAAAAUUGCAGGCCGUAUCCCGCAGCUAACCCGCGCUUCGCAAGCAUAUCCGCUUUCCUAUUGUCCUCUCUGUCGAUCUGUUGAAAACUCACCUUCCAAUCUCUUCGAAGCAUGCUCUUGGCUUCGUCAAUCAGAGAGGACUCCUCAUGCAGCUCCGUUUGGGUCAUCUGAAUUAAGUUCAGAGCUUCUUGCGAGUCGCUCUUCAGGACGAUCUGUCUGA
This is a messenger RNA of Neltuma alba, 1050 nucleotides long. Its product is annotated as putative proline-rich receptor-like protein kinase PERK6. The transcript has 10 exons. NCBI's taxonomy places the organism in Eukaryota, Viridiplantae, Streptophyta, Magnoliopsida, Fabales, Fabaceae. The record is from RefSeq and is a predicted model, not a curated record. Gene Ontology annotation, molecular function: ATP binding; protein kinase activity. Gene Ontology annotation, biological process: protein phosphorylation. Bases 1 to 1050 code for a protein of 349 amino acids.